AAUAAAGGGCGGACAAGUCGAGCUACAGUUUGUUUUGAUUUGUGUAUCAGGUUGGUGGUUUAUUACGAAGGAGACAGACGGAAACGUAAAGGAAUUAAAAACUCAAAAUUUCCGUUGAAUCUGAACCAUCUAAGCGAACGCUGUGUAAGCUCGCGGGAGAGGUUCUCCCGCCGCAAAGCAUGCUGGGUAAUAUGUUAACGACAGAGCUGCGUUGAUUGGAGGUCCGCGGCGCGUGAAGGCAGAACAUUGAAGACAAAAUAAAGACAAAAUAAAGAAAGUUAAGAGCGAAUUACAGAAGACACCGAAACAGGAGACGAGACGGAAGCUGCUGAAGACAUGUCUGUCUCUCUGUCGGCAGAGAGAGACCGGAUCCAGCGACAGGUGGAGCAGCUGGAGCAGAGUCUAUCUAUAACUCAAAAUGAACUGGAUCAGCUGAGCAGUGAGACAGGUGAAUCAGAUGCUGACACAGAGGAGGAGGACGGUCAGUCUGCAGCAGGUCUGCUGGCUCAGAGAGAGAAGAUCCAGAAGGAGAUCCAGAACCUGGAGGACGUCCUGGGACCACACAGUCCCAUUUGUGUGUCAGAUGAUGACAGUAGCAGCAGCAGUGAUGAGAGCGAGCUGGGUCUGUCUCCAUCUGUGGAGUCGUGUCUUCAGAUGAACCUCGUUUACCAGCAGGUGGUUCAGGAGACUCUGGACCAGCUAGAGACACUGCUGACGCACAACCACAGACAGCAGAAGGACGUGAUGUCUCAGCUGUCUGGACCAAUCAAAGAGGCCCCCAGGGAACAGCGCCCGCCUUCCUCCUGCCAGCAGCCAGUCAACAUGUUCCUGGGACGCUUCCUCAAACCGUACUUCAAGGACAAACUGACAGGACUGGGUCCUCCAGCCAAUCAGGAGACAAAGGAGAAAGCGAACAGGAUGACUGGCAGUCUGGACAACAACAGGCUGAAAGUGAAACGAUGGGAGAGCUGGCAGAAGAUUCUGUUGAUCCACUCAGUAGCUCGAGACAGUCUAAGGAGACUGAUCCAGCCCAAACUGUCCAAGGUGGACUAUUUGAGUCAGAAGCUGUCUUCAGCUGAGCAGAUAGACAGGCAGCAGCUCAUACAGCAGAUAGACAGUCUGGAGAGAGAGAUCGACCUGCUCAGGUGUGUGUGUGGAUCAGACCAGGAGGGAGACAGAGUGAAGAAGGAGGAGGAGCUGAUUGGUGAACGAUACGAAGAACAUGAUUGGCAGAAAAUCUCCAACAUUGAUUUUGAAGGAUUGAGGGACGCAGAGGACAUCCGUAGUUUCUGGCAGAACUUCCUCCACCCGUCCAUCAAUAAGAGUCCAUGGAGUCAGGAGGAGGUGCAGCAGCUAAAGGAGGUCAGCAGGAGACAUGGAGAGAGACUCUGGGAGACCAUCGCCAAGGAGCUGGGGACGGGGAGGACGGCCUUCCUGUGUCUUCAGACGUACCAGCGCUUCGUCUCAGACUCGCUGAGACGAAGCAACUGGACGCCGGCUGAAGACACUCUGCUUAGAGAGCUGGUGGACAAGAUGAGGAUCGGAAACUUCAUCCCAUACACACAGAUGAGCUACUUCAUGGACGGUCGUGACCCUGCUCAGCUGCUCUACAGGUGGAACCAGGUUUUGGACCCGAGCCUUAAGAAAGGCCCGUGGACCAAACAGGAGGAUGAGCUGCUGCUGCAGGCUGUCUCUCGUUAUGGAGAGAGAGACUGGUGGAAGAUCCGAUUGGAGGUUCCUGGACGCACUGACAGCAGCUGCAGAGACAGGUAUUAUGACUGUCUGAAGGCGGAUACGAAGCGAGGGCUGUUUGACAAACAGGAGAAGGAGCUGCUGCGACAGCUGGUGGAGAAACAUGGAGUCGGCCACUGGGCAAAGAUCGCUGCAGAGAUUCCUCAUCGUCGAGACGGUCAGUGUCUUCGAGAGUGGAGGAGGCUGAUCAAACCAGCUGCACCUCGUGCUCAGAGAAGAAGAACAUUUAAAAAUCCACCAAAGAGUUGCAGAGAAGCAAAGAACGAGAAGACGACUGGUCCGGCCAAGAGAAGAAUCAGGAGACGACUGGCGAAACUGAACAAGGAAGAGGAGGAGGAGGAAGAGGAGGAAGAGGAGGAGGAGGAGAUGGUGGUGAAGUACAUGGACAGUGAUGAAGAGGAGAAUAAGGAGGUAGUGGAAGAGACAAGGACUGAGGAGAUGGAGAAGGAGGAGAAAGAGGAGGCGUACACCUUCCCUGCCAUGGAGGAGUGGAUUCCAGCAGAAAAAGCUCAGUGUUCCUUCCUGAGCUGUCAGCUGGUGGAGUUAUCUUCCUCUGGAGACGCCCACAAAGGGAAAUGCAUGCGGUCGACCAUCCUGGGACAGUUUGGGCGCUCAGUAAUCUUCGGACCUCCUCCUAAAGAGCUGCGGUGGGAGAAACGCCACAGCAGCAGCACCAUGAUGAUGGUGUCAUAUGACCAGCUGCGAGCCCACCUGAACCGCCAGGCCGCCAGGUUCAGAUCUGUGCCGCCCCACAUCCGACGGAGGGUCCAGACCGGCAAACGGAAACCGCUGGGCCAAAUGACAAGCAGAGGUCUGGACUACGAGCUGCAGGCGGCUGUGAUGCCGUGGAUUGGCAACCUGCUGAUCCCAGCAAAAACCAAACUGAUAGCAGCCGACUCCAUAAGAGAGCAGGGGGAGAAGACCCAGAUGACCUCAACUCCAGUGUUCCUGCUCCUCCUCCAGACCUUGAAUGUGGACUCUGUCGGCUGUAAGGAGAUGAUAGAGAACAGGAAGAACAAAGUGCCAUUAAUGCCACAUCCUGCACCACCUCCCAUCUCUACUCAGCCAAAGAACCCUAACUCUAUAGCAAACCUCCUGCGGCAGGAGGAGGACCAUCAGCAGCAACUGAUCCUGAAGCAGCUUCAGGUUCUGCCGCAACAAAACACACGGAAACAGCUGCUGCGAAAACAGCGAGCACAGCAGCCUUCUCUUCCUCAUCUCCCAUCAGCACCCUCUCAGAGCCGCCCCACUGUUUUUCAGAUGUCUCCUAGCAUGUGUCCUCAGAUGUCUUCUAGCAUGCGUCCUCAGAUGUUGUUACCUCGGCCAGUUGCUCAGCAUUGUGCUGUCUCCGUCCAGCUGGCUCCUCCCUCUCCCCUGACCACGCCCACUCUUGCUGUUGGUGUCACCUGUCCGUCACCUGGGCCUCCUGCUUCUCAGAGGCUGAAUGUUCCUCCCGUCUCUGUUGUCCCAGGACCCUUGUGUACUACAUCCACCUGCUUCACCUCUCUCUGCCAACAAGCUGAACCUUUGAUUCAAGACCUCAAAGUUGACUCAUCCCCUUCCCCCAGUCAGUGUGUUUCUGCUGGUUCAACACUCACCAGUCAGCCUUGUCCUCCUGGCUCCACCUUGACUCCACAUAUAAGGAGGAGGCAGAAGCUGUCAAAGGAUCAACAGGUUGUUUGCAGCAGUCAGAACGAGGUGGAUGCAGGUGAUGUUGUGGGUGAAGCAUGUAGAAAACUGGUCAGAUCAGGUGACAAUGUAAUGGAGGAAGGACGGAGGAAGAGGAAGCUGACUGUGAAGGCCAGAGCUCUGCAGGAGGCCACUGAAGCCAAGGCUGAAGCCAGGAAGAAAUCUGCUUCGUCUCUACGUAAGAAAGCUCAGAUACAGAACACAGUCGUCCCUGCUUCUCCUCAGCCAACAUCACUUCCUGCUGCUCAAAGACCUCCUCCAUUAGUGGUCAUCUCCUCUGAAGCUCCUUCACUUCCUCCCUUCUCUGUGAACAGUCCCUGCUCAAAAACCACCCUGUCAUCAACUAAAAGCCUCCAUUGUACCCAGCCCCCCUCUAUGCCGACCAAUCAGCACACGGCUACCUCCACAUCAAGCCUACCUGUCCCUUCCCACGUGGAUCAUGACUACAGCACUAGUCAAGAUGACUCUGACUCAGUUCAGCCAAGCCCCGCCCCCAAAAAGCAGACCUCCAGUCUAAGUAGAUCUGACCCCGCCCCCAGCAAGUCUUCCAAAGCACCACCCAGAAGGAGGAAACGAGCAAGGGAGGAGGAGCCAACUGUGACGAGCAGUCAGGAUGAUGAAUGUGUGGAUGGGGCAGGUGCAGGUGUGACACAGGAUGGGAAGAGGGUCCGAAAGCUGAGUCAGAGAGCGAGAGCUCUACAGGAAGCUGCUGAGGCCAAGGCUGAAGCAAAGAAGAAAAGAUCUUCUUCUUCUCGAUCUUCUCGUACGUCUUGCUCUAAACAGGAAGCUGUCGAUCAGAACCGGCAGAUUGCUCCGCUCCCCGGCUUGUCUUUACAUCAGGGUCAGUCCAUGUGGGUCAUGACACCUGGCGGGCUGCUCCAGUUGGUAGAAGUUCCGCCCCAAGGCCUCAAGCUGGCAUUCAUACCAAGCUUCCCGGCCAUGUCCCCUCUGCCAUCCAUCGCACCUGAACGCACCGCCGUCCCCGUACAGCCUGGACAGAUUCAGCCACACCCUCUUCCUGCCCCAGCCUUCAUCCUGCGAGCUGUCCCAAACCCCGCCUCCUCCGCCCAGCCUCCCCCAAAAUUCAUGCUGCCAUAUAAGGGCGUGGUCAGAGUGGACCCUGCAGCACCGCCUCCCCUCAGGAGAGAAGCGCUGCAGUUUGACCCCGCCCUGAUGUUUCUGGAGUCCCGUGCAGCAGUGUGUGAUUGGCUGGGUGGUCGGGGAGGCGUGGUGGUACCUGGAGUGGGUGUGGCUCUUCCUUACCUGCCACCCUUCGUCAGCAGUCUGAGCAUGCUCAGUGCGCUGCUCUGCGCCAAAAAAUGUCUGACCGUCUCAUCCAUUAAACUACUGAGUGAAGCGUCCGAACCAAGAUGUCCUCUGACCGCAGCCUCACCAGACAGCAGCACCAAGGAGACAUCCAGUCAGCCUCUCGACCUGCCUGACUCCACCUCUGAUCUCCAACCAGCCACAGACCAAUCAGCUCCCUCUGUCAGCUCUGACGAGGUGGAGGAGGCGGAGCUUGUGGCCAUGGUACGUCGCAUGGUGGCAGAGCGUUUCUCUAGUAACCCUGCCUACCAGCUGCUGAAGGCUCGCUUCCUGUCUUGCUUCAGUGUCCCCGCCCUCCUGGCCACAGUGCAGCCAAUCACAGAGAAGCAUGUACCUUGCCGAGCAAGUGAGGAGGAGGAGGAGGAGGAGGAGGAGGAAGAGGAGGAGGAGCAGCUGAGGAAGAUGAAAGAAAGAGGGAAACGGAGGAGAGCUGAGAGAUCUUUACUGAUAUGUGACGGUUCAGGAGCUCCAGCCAAUCAUUUCUCAGGAAUCACCACCCCCAGCACACCAACCACAGACCGGACUGAGCAGACCGGACCAGAUCCAGAACAGAACUAGUUGUGUAGAUGAUGAUCCGUUAAAAAGAGUUUAAAAUGUUGAUGAUGUUAAAAUAAGUAAUUUUUACUGGACAUGAACACGAUGUUCUGUCCGUCCUGUUCUCUGGAGGUAAAAACUGAGAGUUUUAUGUUUGACAUUUCACACCAACAGGUUAAUUCAAAGAUCGUCAGGAAUCUGACAUGAGAGUUUGCUGAGUUUUAGAUUUUCUGAUGAUGGAGCUUGACAGUAAGUCACCUGCACAAAAACAGUGUGACAGAUGUAACAAGUUUCACCCUGCAGGUACAUUUUCAUUGAACGGAAAUUGAACUAUUGAACUAGAAAAUCAGAAAAUCUGUGCUGAGUUCACCUCAAAGGGAGUUAGAAACUGAUUGAAUUGUACUAAAAUAUGUUAUGUUAUAUGUGUUUGUUAUUUUUGGUUGUCUUGUUUUGUUCAUAUUUGUAAUGAAAGCGUUCAGAAUUUAUGAGAUGAUUAUUUUAUAAUAAAGCUUAUUUGAAAUGACAA
Acanthopagrus latus (yellowfin seabream) is the source of this 5827-nucleotide messenger RNA. RefSeq names its product small nuclear RNA activating complex, polypeptide 4 (gene snapc4). Lineage: Eukaryota; Metazoa; Chordata; Actinopteri; Spariformes; Sparidae. Bases 337 to 5325 code for a protein of 1662 amino acids. The record is from RefSeq and is a predicted model, not a curated record. The transcript is spliced from 22 exons.